AUGCCGUCAUCUUCAGAUACCGGAGUGUCAGACACCCUGGAUCCCAUGGCGAUAGUCUCGGACGACGAGAUCCUACCUGAGAGUGAGGUUCAUACAUCGGAUACUACGAGCACUGAUGAGGACGACUUCCAGCCAUUUGCCCUACCGGACGAUGCGCCUUUAGCUGAUGGUCCUUUCGACGGGGAUCUACCUCUCAUUCCGAUCCCUGCUCCUAUCCCCCUUACUGCUUUUCCCUUAGAGGAUUUACCUCUCGACGCGUUACCAGAUGACGAUAUCGACCUUUUCAUUGAGGGUCCCCCGGAGGGUGACCAGGAUGGAGGGGCCCCUAUGGAGGACGAUAUUCCGGUUGACGACCCUGUAGUUCCUAUUGUUGAGGUUCCUGCCGCUGACGCGGUUGUCUUGCCACCUGCUGAGGCUCUUAUGGGGGAGGCUCCUUCUGAUUCGUCUGGUCCAGACUCGUUUGAGUCUGUGGCAUCCGCAUCUAUUCACGACCAGGGCGUGCAGCACUACUCUCCUGACGCAGACUCGGACAUGGCGAUGUCUGUUGCGCCCAUCGUUCCCCAUGACGUCGACCCAGAUCCUGAGGUCGAGUUUGUACCUUCUGACCCAGCUCCAGCUGAUCCAGAACUCGAGUUAGCUCCAGAGCCUGAUCACGUCGAUGCACCAGCCGUUGUACCACCGGUUCCUGAUGUUCCUAUUGUUGAUGCGCCCGUUAUUGCACCACCUGUUGUCGACCAUGCACCUUUUGCCACACAUAUUGAUCCCAGAUAUGUUGACACCCUUAAUGGGUGGAUAGAGGAUGUUGAUGACUAUCCUCCAUUUGUUGUACCAGUCACACCCACUGCUGCACCUGUCUUUGCACCUCUUGAUGUUCCCCAGUUUCAUCCACACAUAUCUGAUGUCCACCGCACAGACUUACCCAUCACUUUCCUCCAGGACAUACCCCCUCCCCAUCCAGGGGAAGGACCUUCCACACAGCAGCCCGAUCACAUGCCACCCAUGACAGCAACCCUUCCACCUAUGCCCUCUUUUACACCGGCUGCACACACCAUAUCUCCCUUUGCACCCUUAGGCGAGCCGUUCCUGUGGACUUCGCCCCAUGUCAUGCCUCUUUCAGACCCAUAUCAUCCUUACCAUGUUGGAUAUACCACAGAUGACAUACUCAUAUCCCUGCAGUUACAGCAGGAUGCGUUGAGCCGACGAGUCCAGGAGCUGGAGAGGACUCCGUGUCCUCCCCCUUGUUAUUGUCAGUCUCCUUUUGCUACACCACCAGCUCCUCUUUCACUACCCCCUGAUUCUGAUGUUCGCUUCCUUACUCCUGAGCAGCAGAUUGCUUACCUGUUGCGCGUUAUCCAUGCACUUGAGGAGGAUUGGGUGCGUUUGCGCCGUUUAAUUUUCUUCCCUCCUCCUCCUCCUCCCCCACCAUCAGCUUGA
This is a messenger RNA of Helianthus annuus (common sunflower), 1434 nucleotides long. RefSeq names its product pollen-specific leucine-rich repeat extensin-like protein 3. The record is from RefSeq and is a predicted model, not a curated record. Bases 1 to 1434 code for a protein of 477 amino acids. The transcript has a single exon. Lineage: Eukaryota; Viridiplantae; Streptophyta; Magnoliopsida; Asterales; Asteraceae.